This is a messenger RNA of Sinocyclocheilus grahami, 1247 nucleotides long. Its product is annotated as gastrula zinc finger protein XlCGF8.2DB-like. Gene Ontology annotation, biological process: regulation of transcription by RNA polymerase II. The transcript is spliced from 3 exons. The coding region runs from base 4 to 1101 and encodes 365 amino acids. Gene Ontology annotation, molecular function: RNA polymerase II cis-regulatory region sequence-specific DNA binding; DNA-binding transcription factor activity, RNA polymerase II-specific. Lineage: Eukaryota; Metazoa; Chordata; Actinopteri; Cypriniformes; Cyprinidae. The record is from RefSeq and is a predicted model, not a curated record.
AAGAUGGAGUUUAUUAAAGAGGAGAUUGAAGACAUGAGGGAUCCAGAACCAUCCAGAAUAAAACAUGAAGAUAAUGAGGAACAAACAGACUCGACUGAAGUAAAACAGCAAAGAAUGAAGCUGAAAGAAGAGGAGUGUUGUAAAAUCAAAAUUUCAAGAAGAAAAGCCAAACAGCUGCACACCUGCUCACAGUGUGGAAAGAGUUUUACUGCAGCAGCCGGUCUCAGUUAUCAUCUGCACAUUCACUCUGGAGAAAAGCCAUUUAACUGUGGUAAAAAGUUUCAUGCACCAUUCAGUGUAAAAAAACACAAGAAAACACAUUCAGAUGAGAAGCCUUACUUGUGUUCUUUCUGUGGAAAGGGUUUUUCAAGGCUAGACAAUUGUAAACAGCAUCAGAAAACACAUAUUGAAGUGAGAGAUCAUGUGUGUCGUGAGUGUGGGAAGAGCUUUACUGCAGCUGCCUUUCUGAAACAGCACCAAAGAAUUCACACUGGAGAAAAACCUUACAAGUGCUCAUAUUGUGACAAGAGUUUCAUUCAGUCUGUAAACCUGAAAGCACAUGAGCGAGUUCACACUGGAGAGAAGCCGUAUCACUGUACUCAGUGUGGAAAGAGUUUCACUCAGUCAACAACUCUAGUGACUCAUAUUAAAAAGCAUGUUCACUCUGGAGAAAAGCCAUUUAACUGUGAUCAGUGUGGAAAAAAGUUCAUUUCUUCAUCAACUCUAAAAAAACACCUGACAGUUCAUUCGGGUGAGAAGCCUCAUGUGUGUUCUUACUGUGGAAAGAGUUUUAAAAGCCUGCACAGUUGUAAACUGCACCAGAAAACACAUGAUGAAGUGGGAGAUCAUGUGUGUUGUGAGUGUGGGAAGAGCUUUACUAAAGCUUACCAUCUGAAACGGCACCAAAUGAUUCAUACUGGAGAAAAACCUUACAAGUGCUCAUAUUGUGACAAGAGUUUCAUUCAGUCUGUAAACCUGAAAGCACAUGAGCGAGUUCACACUGGAGAGAAGCCGUAUCACUGUACUCAGUGUGGAAAGAGUUUCACUCAGUCAACAACUCUAGUGACUCAUAUUAAAAAGCAUUGUUCUGUGUCAGAGUGAGCAAAUGUUUUCUACAGAUUCAAUACUUCAAGUAUAUUUUGUGAGAAUAAGAUACAGUAAAUAUGAGAUUAGCUCAAAUAAACUAGUUUUGCUGUGGAAUAGAUUUGUGGGGAUGUUAUUUUCUGUUUUGUUGGAGAACAGAAAAA